UGUGUGAGGUGAGCUGGGCGCCAUCAUUCAACGUUAGAGGCCUAUAGGCACUGUCAGAAGCUGGGAGAUGGACAACAUACACAUCGCUUUAAGGUGACAAACACGACGCCUCGUUAACGCUGCAGACAGGAGGCCCAGAGUAGAAGCAAAGACCAAAUAGAUGGCACAAGGCUGAGCCUGGGUAACAGGAAGGGAGUGAGGGUGACUGGGAAACAUGUACCUCCGGUGGACUGGGGCAGCGGAAGAGGAGGUCCAUCCAUCGUCCAUUCUCCCACCAGCACCCCUUUACCUUCAGACACGCCCACUGUGAUCUCCAUCGGCCCCCUGCCUCACAGACACCCAGAGCGAGUUGAUGAUCCCAGGAUGGACGAACCUUCCUUCAAGGAGGACUGGACCACAGAUGCGUCCCCUCAAACCAGGGUGUCCCACCAUGAGAUGGGCGUCCCCCGGCAGACCAUGGAGGAGCUGAAGACCAUCCUGAGGGAUAGCCAUCUGCAUAGCAUCCGGGCACGAGACGAAGGGAAGCCAGGGAGUCCUUAUACGUACCUCCAUGGAAGCAGCAGCAACAGUGGCAGUGGUGGUGAAAGGCCCGACGGACGGCAGGAUGAUGGAAACCCCAACAGGGUGUUCAGCACCUUCAAACCCCAGUCUGACGCUUCCAGAAGGGGGCCCACGUCCAGAGAUAGCACAUCUAUUCAGCAGCCUUCCGGUGUGGAUUCAUCCAGCGCACUCAGGUCUGAUGCCAACACAAAUAGGAAACCUGGAGUUAGGGCUCACACAUACGCAAGCGGACGAUCCUGGGGAGAGACUGGAGCUUUUCAUACAGAUAACGGAAACGAGACUAUCGAGAUCUUUGGGAAUCAGAGGUUCGUUGCAGCCAUGGAGCAGAUCAAGCAGCAGAUCGCCAGAGAAGACAUCAACUUUGUUCGCUUUGAGGCCACUGACCUCCACGGGGUGUCCAGGUCCAAGAUGGUCCCUGUCCGCUUCUUCCACGAGAAAGCGGUAUAUGGGGUACCGAUGCCGAGAAGCUACUUAGAGCUGACCCUGAGCCCCAAGAGCAACGAAGUGGACAACGCCAGCACCGCCAACUUCAGCAGCGAUGUCCUCCUGAUCCCUGAUCUUUCUACCUUCAGGGUCUUACCGUGGGCUGAGCAGACAGCCCGGGUCAUCUGCGACCCCUGCACGGUGACAGGAAGCCCCCUUCGCACUUCACCUCGCCUCAUCGCUAAGCAGCUCCUCGGCCAGCUCCAAAGCCUUGGAUUCUCCCUGCACUCAUCCUUCACCUAUGAAUGCUGCAUCCUCGGGGCGCCAGACCGCAUCGGACCAAAGACACUCCUGUUCCCGGCCACCACCCUGCUCGGCAACCAUGACCUGCCUUUCUUCCAGCAGCUGGUGGACAGCAUGUAUUGCAUGGGCGCAGACAUCGACAGUAUCGCCUCUGCAAGCGGCCCCGGCCAGAUGGAAAUCAACCUGAGGCCAGAGUUUGGGAUUGCGGCAGCAGAUAGCGCCUUCACCUUGCGCACCGGCAUCAAAGAGAUGGCUCGUAAACACAGCUACAUUGCCAGCUUCUUCACGGACGAUGGCCUGUACAAUGCUGGGGUGCUUUCCCACAGCUUGUGGGAUGCUAAUGGGCGACGCAGCCUCUUCCAUGUCGGGGAGAGGGCAGGCGAGCUAUCCGAGAUCGGCAGGAAAUGGCUGGCGGGGCUGCUCACCCACUCCGCUGCCCUGAGCUGCCUGAUGUCGCCCGGCCUGGGCUGUCGGAGCCACAUCGCCAAGAUGAUCAAAGACCCCAAACGAAUGCUAUACGCUACAUGUGGCUUCAACGAUAACAGCAGCUCCUUCAACAUCAAGUGUCAUGGCGGAAGGGAGACACACAUUGACAACAAACUGGGCUCAGCCAUGGCCAAUCCUUACAUUGUGCUGGCUGCUACUGUGGCCGCUGGACUGGACGGCAUCAAACGGAACCUGAGCAUCGAGAGCGCUCUGAACAAAGCCCCCAGUCAGCAAAAGGAGUUCGCCGUUCCUGUGAAGCUCGACGACGCUCUGGAGGCGUUGGGGGAUGAUCACGUCAUCUGCAGCACCCUCGGAGAGCCGUUUGUUCAGUACUUCAUCGCUAUGAAAAAGUUUGAGAUUGAGACCCAAGAACUGGAUGAUGAGAGGAACAAGUGCCUGGAGUAUUUUAUCUAGAAAGACCUCCCGUUUUGUAAUAUGUGAAACU
Molecule: messenger RNA, 2218 nt
Organism: Perca flavescens (yellow perch)
Lineage: Eukaryota; Metazoa; Chordata; Actinopteri; Perciformes; Percidae
Gene: lgsn
Product: lengsin, lens protein with glutamine synthetase domain
Exons: 4
Coding region: 364-2187 (607 amino acids)
Biological process (GO): lens morphogenesis in camera-type eye
Cellular component (GO): cytoplasm; membrane
Molecular function (GO): glutamine synthetase activity
Source: RefSeq, a predicted model, not a curated record